UCUUUGACAGGCAAUAGUGAAAUGUGAUGAUGUUGCAGUGAUCCUUCAGAAAACAGGGAAGUGAGAUCAGUCUGUCUCUAAAUCACUGAACGUCACACAGAGAAGGUGGUCAUAAUGGGGGAGUGGUCCUUCCUCUCAGACAUGCUGGACAAGGUACAGUCCCACUCCACGGUGUUCGGAAAGGUGUGGAUGAGUGUACUGUUCCUCUUCCGGAUCUUCAUCCUGGCUGCUGGAGUGGACAGAAUCUGGGGAGAUGAACAAGCAAACAUGGACUGCAACACCAGAAGCACCGGAUGCAGGAACUCCUGCUACAACCGAUCCUUUCCUCUUUCCCACACCCGCUUCUGGGUGCUGCAGAUCCUCACCGUCUCCACCCCGACCCUGGUGUACCUGGGCCACGUCCUGCUGGUCAUUCGAAAAGAAAACAAAGCCAGGAGACGUCCAAAGCAUAGAAACACGAUGAAGAGAAGUGCUUUAGAUGGACGAGGCAAAGUCCAACUGAGGGGAGUCUUAUUGGCCAGCUACAUCAUGCAGCUGGUGUUCAAGAUGCUGCUUGAAGUGUCAUUCAUUGUGGGCCAGUACUUCCUCUACGGCUUCCUGUUCAUCCCUGCAAAGAUCUUAUGUGAGGACUACCCCUGCCCAACCCCUGUACAAUGCUUCAUCAGCCGACACACAGAGAAAACUGUUUUUGUAGUCUUCAUGCUGGCAUUGGCCGUUUUCUCUGUCCUUCUAAACAUCGUGGAGUUGUUGUACCUGAUGGUGUCCAAGCUGAAGGACAGGGGGGGGCAGCAGCAGGGCUUCUCUUCCACCCACUCAUUAAAUAUACUCUGAAAACUCAAAGCAUCUUCCAUGCUGCUCCAUGAGAUGUGGAGGACUCAGACUGGGUCAGAACCAGGGCAUCUGCCCUCCCUUUGCUCUGGGUGUGAACUGGGAGCUCAGGGACAUGAAUCUGAUCACUGGGAAAACAUGGAUUAAUCUCACCAAUAAACAUCAUGGAUAUUAACCUU
Cyprinodon tularosa is the source of this 1007-nucleotide messenger RNA. RefSeq names its product gap junction Cx32.2 protein-like. Bases 115 to 831 code for a protein of 238 amino acids. The transcript has 2 exons. The record is from RefSeq and is a predicted model, not a curated record. Gene Ontology annotation, biological process: cell communication. Gene Ontology annotation, cellular component: connexin complex. NCBI's taxonomy places the organism in Eukaryota, Metazoa, Chordata, Actinopteri, Cyprinodontiformes, Cyprinodontidae.